Messenger RNA from Dentiscutata erythropus, 174 nucleotides. The record is from the annotation of a GenBank genome assembly. NCBI's taxonomy places the organism in Eukaryota, Fungi, Glomeromycota, Glomeromycetes, Diversisporales, Gigasporaceae.
AUGUCAUCUCACUUGUCUGAAAAUUCUUCCAUCUUGUUCUCUCAACAUUCUCUUAUGGUUCAAUCAAAAAAAAGACCAGCUUAUGAAUAUCUUAGCGAAUCCGAUAGCUUUGAAACUUUCAAUCUCUGUGAUAUGUGUAAAAAUUACUUAAACUUAAUUGCUAAAGAAUGUCAU